This is a messenger RNA of Drosophila obscura, 4600 nucleotides long. RefSeq lists its product as uncharacterized. The coding region runs from base 509 to 4423 and encodes 1304 amino acids. Gene Ontology annotation, molecular function: protein binding. The record is from RefSeq and is a predicted model, not a curated record. The transcript has 4 exons. Lineage: Eukaryota; Metazoa; Arthropoda; Insecta; Diptera; Drosophilidae.
UUUUUUCGGAUCUGAGUACUAGGCUUAAAUAUCAACCCUGAUUCGGUCGAAGGACAAUUUAGCGCUUCUGAAUACUUAGAUUAAGUGACAAAAAAAAUAAAUGGAAUAGACUUUCAAACGUCAAAACAACGCAAGUACUAGCAGGAAAAAUCAAUACCGUUAGAAGUACAUACGUAUAGGUAAUUUCUGUGUGCUCUUCAAUAAAUAUUCGUUAAAAAUCAACCCUCAAAAAUUAAACUAAAGAUUUAAAAAAAAUUGUAUAAUUUUAUUUACUAAUAAAGAACAGAAAAGGGGGUGUCCGCUUGAAAAAAAAUAAAAAAUUUGAAAAGUUAUCAAAUUGGCCCAGCCUAAUGUACAAACAUAUUUUUAUGUAGCUGCCGUGCAAAACAUGCAAACAGCAUACAAUUAUUAAAACACCAAUUAAAUACGGAAUAAUAAAGGUCUUAUCGAAGUGAUUAGCAUUUUUUAGUCUGUGUUUUCUUAAAAACUAUAAAUAAAAGAAAAAACAAUGGCAACGACCAGUACCAUCACGAGCAUUUCCUCGGCAACGCCAUUAAUAUCGAAAACAACGGUCAAAACUCCGCCUACAAACCGAAAAACUGAAACGACAAUGACCAUCGGUGCCUCAAAAACGAAACGCUUUGGGUAUAUAUCUCCGAGUACAUCCGUCAUAUGCAAAGAAGUUUUCGACGAUGCCUGUUUACCAUCAUCAGACGAGAUCUACGAUUAUGCCACACUGAUAGGGAUCGAACCUCUUAAGGAACAGCAUUUGCUUUAUCUUGCUAAGGAAGGUUUAAUGGCCGCACUGCCUUCGGAUUGGAAAAUCUGCUACUCCGAGGAGAAGAACGGUCAUUACUAUCAUAAUACGUAUACCAAGCAAUCGCAGUGGGAUCAUCCCCUGGAUGCUGUGUAUCGUGAGUUAGUAGAGAAGACACGUGAAAAGACAGGACCAGCGAUUCCUAAAGGAGCCAUGGUUAUUAUUGACAACUCGGAUGAUGUAUCCCAGUUGGAUUCUGGUAUACGCAGCAUGCAUUGUGCGGAUGAUUUCCUCUACGAAAUCAGCUCCCCUCUUAACAGCGUUAAAACGCAGGCGUCAAUGAUUAAUUCUGUUUCUACUCACGCGAACAGCUUUGCAGGUGCAAGUGUAUUUAGUGGCAGUGUUAAUCGAUUUUUGGAGUCUCGCACUAGGAAUUUUGGUAAAAUUUUCCAUUCUGUUAAAAAAACUGACCUUGAAGAGGACAAUACAAAUUCUCCAAUUAGUAUGAGCAUGGAUAUACCCGUAUCUAAACUAUCUAACAGAAUGCUGGCACUGAGCAGGGGGACUGGGGAAAACUCAGAGUCUGUAGUAGAGCAGCGCAAUGGAAUGUCUCUGCUCUCACAUAAAGGAGGUGCUAUGUUUCUAAAGCCUCGUCAACACCUGGAACAAGUAAAAAGUGGUGGAGGUAUUCCACUACCUUGUGUAAAGGGUAUUCUUCGUGAAUCAAGUGUGUUCGAUAUACAUCGUUGCAUUGCCCGUGAAGAUCCAACGACAGAAUUUGAGGAUAAAAAAAGCGUGCGUUUUAAUUUAGAGGAGAUGCAGCGCAUGCGAAACUCACCCGAGAAUGCGGGUGACUCGCGAAAGUUAUGUCAGACUACCGAGUUGUCCAUCACCCCGGACGACCAGGAAGUGCAGGCGGGGAUGAACGACGAUUGUAAUGAAAAACUUGUUAAUAACAUAAAUAAAGAGGAAGAUGUUUGUAAUGUUGAAUUGUUCGAUGGUGAUCUCAAUGAAGGCAAUAGUAGCUUAAACCUUUUCUCUUGCGGCUUUUCAAAAUCCGUACCCAAAUCCGAAACUAUUGAAAUGAUAAUGGCUUGUUGUACCAAUCCACCCAUGGACCAAAAUUUGGGAAGCUCAGUAUCUGUUACGUCCUGUAGGACAAUAUGUGAAUUGAAAGACGGUGCCAAAGCGAAGCAUCACAAUGAAAACAAAGACCCCGAGUCAGAGACUAGUCUUGUUCGCAGCCUUAUUCUAAACAAUUCAAAGAAAGACACUCUUAAUCUAGCAAGCAACAGUCCGUUUGAUUUGGAUGAGCUGGGUCGCAAGCACAGCGUUGAGCUAGAGAUGUUACAGCGUAAAUCAGCUCAAGUAUCAUCAAAAAAUGUGCAAGGUUUUAAAAUGGCCAAUAAGUUAGGUACUUUUCAUAAGCAGAUGAAUAGUUUUUUGAGUAAAGCUGAGAAUAUGCAACGGGAGCAAGAGCGAAGGCUUAAGAGUCUAAGACAUGAAUACGACCUGCGCUUCACAUCACACCAGCACCAACUCGAAGAGGCCUUCGAGAGUGAAAUAGAAAAAUAUCGUGGCCAGCUGGAGCUGGAGCUGCAAAGCAAACGUUCUCUAAUAGUAAGCGAACAUAGGGCUCAAAUGACCAUAUUGCAGAGCAACCAUUCUGAUAUUCUCCAUGAGUUAGAGCGUGACCUCCAUAGCGAGGAAGAAAUUCUUCGCCGUGAGCAAGCAGUCAGGCUAUCACAAAUGCGUGACAAGCUUGCCUAUGAGCUAGAAUUGGAAAAGAAACGGUUUCGCGAGAAGGGCGAGGAGAGACUCUACGAGAAAGUUCGUUGUGAAAAACGUCUUCUUGAGGAUAAAUAUCGUUGCCUCAAAGAAAAAUAUGUAAGACUCAAAACGGACGUUAGGCUGUCCUUAGAACGUCGAAAUCGACGACGCGAGGCACUCGCCCUUCAGCAAAAUAGCCACAAUAAUAAGACCAACGUAACCGCUGGCUCAGAAACGGAGCGCUCGAUUUCCAACAAUCCUAUGUGCAAUAGUGAAAAUCGCUCGGUGACCUACUCGGAUAAGGCAGUGAUGGGCAGUUUCAAAGAAAAACCACCCAAGCCUCUAAAAACACAGCUUAAUAUCACCAGCAAAUGCACCAGCCUGCGGCAGCUUCAGAAUGAUACGAACACCUCAAUCAGUCAGUCGGACACAACGUUAUCAAAUAACUAUUACAAUGGUCGCUAUUUACCUGUUUCACAACCAAGCAGCUGCCUAGGUUAUGGUACUGUCAAACUCAGCGAAAACGGAAAUUCAGACACGGAAGCACCUGCUGCCAUUAUGUUUCAAUGCAAUCAAGAGAACAACAACAGAAAUCAGCUUAAGGACCAUGGGGGUUCCCAGAUAAUCUUCUCACGUUCUAAGUCAGCAUCAACCUCUAAACUUAACUCCGACUAUAACUAUCAAUUGGAACGUCCGUGUAAUCCUGUUGAAAAUUUACGCAACCAACUGCGAAAGCUUGAGGAUUUAGAAGAUCAGUUUCCAGAUCAUGCGGUUGACGCCACUUUUCAUCUUCGAUACCCAUUUACUGAUAUUUCUAACGACCAUCCUACUGUGGGAGUGGGCUCGGAACUGGAAUUUUUCAAGCACCGUAUACAUAUGGAACGGGACUCAGUACGUCGAUCCAAAGAGUCUUUAAAAAAAGACCGUAGUGAUUAUAGGUUGCGGCAAGGCGAGAUAAAACAGCGUAUCAAGAAUUCUCCCCUGUGUGCUAAGCAGUGGCUGGACCAGAAUAUCGAAGAGGAAAAAGAAUUAACUGAGAUAGAAGUAAAACUGCAUCGCACACGCGCUUUGUUAGGUGAGAAGGUUAUAAGGCUUAAGCAUCUAGAAGAGAGCCUGCUACGCAUGUGCGAGCAGGAGAAACGCGGGGCCGAUCUCCAACACAAGGAUGAUGCUGCUACGCUUAGCGAUCUUUCGUCGCACUCCAGUUCUGGCUUCAGCAGUACCGAUUUUGCCAAUGGAGGAGAUCUUCACAAGCGGAGAGAGUACUUUCAACAGGAAUCAAUCGAAUGGAUUCAGAACCUCGAGAUUCUCAACGAGGAGAUAUGUGAAAUUCUUGAUAUGCUAGGUAAAAAGCAACAAAAACAGCAUCAUCAGCAAUCAUUAUCGACCAUGACCAUAAAACUGCCUAACGACCUUAACUGGACACACAUGCUUAGCCAGCAGGCUAACGUAACGGCUAUAGUCGCUCCGUUUCAAACAAGCAACUCAACAUCUAGCCAUGGUCUCAGCGAAAGCAGUGGUAUGGGGGCGGUACCUCCACCUAAACCAAUACCAACACUUUCAGAUCGUCUUGAGACUUAUAGCUAUUUAACAACUGGUCGCAUGCACACCUCGAUGGGUGGGACGAUACUGGCGGCCAAUACUAUCGCGUCCCAAAAUGCACGGGCUCUGAACUAUUCGACUAGUUUGGUGGAGCGCACCCGCGACCUUCGCGACUGGCUACGUCAGGCCAAAACCGAACAUGAGCUGCUAAUCGGCAUUGGACUUCAACACGGAAUCCCAGAGAAAACAAAAAAUUCUGGUCUAUGUGAAGCUAAUGAUGCAAGUGAUAAUAAUGCAAUCGGCGCAUCUCUCAAUAAUGCAUCCGCAUCAGCAAGUCCGCACAACAUUUUCUAAACAAAAAACACAGUAAUGUUGUAUUCUGACCAUAAUAUGCAAUUUAGUAAGUAGAAAAUAAUGUAGUUGUAACAAAAUUUGUGCUAGAUUAUUUUCCUGUUCUUCCCUGUAUUUUGUAUAAGCCGAUCGUUGGGAACUUUGGCAAAUAAUUAAAGAUUUUCCAUAUAAAAAUGUAAU